Messenger RNA from Rangifer tarandus platyrhynchus (Svalbard reindeer), 402 nucleotides. Lineage: Eukaryota; Metazoa; Chordata; Mammalia; Artiodactyla; Cervidae. The record is from the annotation of a GenBank genome assembly.
AUGGAUAAGAAUGAGACUCAGCCAUUGACUGAGCCCCAGAAGUCUGCAGAAUGGCUACAGAUAGUUGUGUCUGUUUCUUCUCUACCCCAACUCCCACCCCUCACACAUGCUACUCUGUACUCUGAAAGACCUACUGUUUGCAAACUUGCCAGAGCAUUAGCCAGUCUUUGUACAAAACACUUCUGGGACAGCAGAAUGUAUGAGUCUUGCAUCAGGAAGCAGGGCUGCGCUGGGUUUGGGGGUGCCAUAAUCCCAUCUCCAGCUGGGCAUCAGCUUCAGUUUAGCUGCGGAAGCCAUAGACCAAGAUGGAUUGAGUGGAUGAGUUUUUGCUUCUUGUAUUUCCCUGAAGUUAGUUCGUUGUCUUAUAGCUCCCUUCAUCUUCCACAAAUAGCCCACUCUUAA